ACUAACAGAAAAAUAAAUAAGAAAGAUCGUGUGGAAGCUUGAAAGAAGAGAGAGAGAGAGAGAAACAACGGAAGAGAUUAGAAUAUGCUGUGUAUGGUGGAUAUUGCAGCAAAGCCAGACCUUCCUGCAUGCUCAAGGAUGAGAGAGACAUCCCGAGGUUGAGAGAGAGAGAUGGUGUUUGGGUUUAAGUAAGGGUUUACGUCUACCAACUGGUAGUUAGAGAUUGAACUCCUUAACCAAACUCUUCUAUCACCCGCAAGAACAAGCUCACGAAAAAGAAGCAGCAGCAAAUAUCAAGCCAAGCACCACACCAAACUCCUCGAACCCGGGCUCAAGCAAAACCCAUAAGAAUAGGAAAACAAAAGCCCGAAAAGAGGAACUCUAUUAUACAAAAGGAGAUAGAGAUUAGAAAGAGAAAGUUAUCAUUCUUUUGAGUUUCUCACAGAAGCUUUUUAAAGAGAGAGAAGUGUUUAUGUAUGAUUCUCACGUGAGGAUUGAUGCGAAUCAUAGAAGGAGACUAUAUGAUUAUAAAAAAGAGCGAAAGUAAGAAUUCAUAGCUCUUUGUAUUAUCGCCCUUUUAUUUUCCUGCAAAAACAGUAGUUUUUUCUUCUCUGGGUCUUCUUUUUUCUAUUUUACGAACGGGGAUUGGUAAUGAUGCAUAUGUUUGUGCAAAAUUUUCAUUGAAAAGUGAGGCUUUGUGUUGUAAUAUGUGGGGAGGGUCUCGGGAUCGGAAAGUAUUUAGUUUGGAGAGGAUCGUUUUCCUGCAGAUCGGUUGGUGUUUCCAAGCUUUGCUGUUCCCCACAACUGCUACGGGUUUCCAGUUCUGGGGUGACUUUGUAAUCUAAAUCGAAUACCCAGGUGGGGAAAUUUUGAGAUUUGAGAAAUAUGGCAACUUUUUACACUAGUUCAAGUAAUCAAAGAGAUACUGCGCCAAUACUCUACGUAAGGGAACAUUUGCCUAGUUCGUUUGCAGAAGCUCCGGUUCAAGCUCCGGUUCUUCAUGGUAAUAUGAUGAUGUAUAUGGACUCUGGUCCAUACUCAGAUUCUUUAGCUGAGAAUUCUCAGCAGCAAAACAACUGCAUGGACCCAUCGUUGGGUGCUUCAAAUUCUUCCCCACAGCAACGGGAAAUCUUGUCAAAUCUCGGUGGAUCACGCCUUGUGGAGCAUGAUUUCAAUGCAUGGAGGGAAGGUAGAAAUGAGAUACUAGUUACGCACCCAAUGGGUAGCGCUGCCAGCAUUCUUCACAGUGGACAAAACUUGCAGGGCCAGGGAUUGUCCCUCAGCCUCAGCACACAAAUUCCAUCAGAGUUCCACAUGCCAUCUAUCCCAUAUCAAAAUCCUAAUUCAGGAUUUGCUUCAUUAUUGAGUCCUAAUUCGUCAGUUGCAGGUGAUUGUGCGGAUAGGAAUGACUCUUCUAGAGAUGAACCGCUGAGAAGUGCUGAUUACUUGCCGACUAGUUUUACUGGAGGCAAUCAAGAUUUAAAUAAAGGGGAUUUAUCUCCGUUUGGAAUGUCAAGAAUUGUGAGAACCAUUCCCAAUUCCAAAUAUCUUAAGGCAGCACAACAACUGCUUGAUGAAGUGGUUAAUGUCCGAAAAGCUCUAAAGCAGCCUGAUGUUGCAAAAAAUGUUGGCACCCAGGAGCAUCUGAUAAUGAGUCCGAUGGAGAGUGAUGGAGGAACAAAGAAUGAAACUGCAAUGCCACCCACGGGCGGAGUGCCUCCAUACCCUCAAGAGUCGGCCUGUAAUUCUCCGCAUGAUCUUUCUCAUGCCGAAAAACAAGAUCUACAAAACAAAUUGACAAAGCUAUUGUCCAUGUUGGAUGAGGUCGAUAGAAGGUACAAACAAUAUUACCAUCAGAUGCAGAUUGUGGUGUCAUCAUUUGAUGUGAUUGUGGGAUGUGGGGCAGCUAAACCAUAUACAGCUCUUGCCCUCCAGACUAUCUCCCGCCACUUUCGGUGCUUGCGUGAUGCAAUCACUGGCCAGAUUCAAGUAGCUCGAAAAAGCCUUGGGGAGCAAGAUUCUUCAGGGAGCAGUAAAGGAGUUGGAAUAACUCGCCUCCGAUAUGUGGAUCAGCAGCUCAGGCAACAGAGGACUCUUCAGCAGCUCGGUAUGAUGCAGCAACAUGCAUGGAGGCCACAACGUGGGCUCCCUGAAAGCUCUGUUUCGAUUCUUCGUGCUUGGCUGUUUGAGCAUUUCCUUCAUCCAUAUCCAAAGGAUUCUGAUAAGAUCAUGCUAGCGAGACAGACAGGCUUGACUAGAAGUCAGGUCUCAAACUGGUUUAUAAAUGCACGAGUGCGUCUCUGGAAGCCCAUGGUUGAGGAGAUGUACAAAGAAGAGAUUGGAGAUGCUGAGAUGGACUCUAAUUCUUCGUCUGACAAUGCGGGCAAGGCAACAAAAGGGAAUGAUGGGACCUUUGAGGAUAGAGGGGAAGAUUUCCAACAAAGUAUGAGUUCAACAGCCACCGAGAGAUGCAGCACUAGUCAACUCAUUGACUCCAAACCAGAUGGUGUUCCUGAUGUACAAAUGGCAGGAUCUCCCAGAUUAGUCAAUUAUCAAGACAGUGAAAACGAAUAUGGGUUGGUGAAGCGAAGGGAGGAACAAAGGCCUAGUAUGGAUGGCUGUAGUCUCUUCCCUGAUGCAGCCAGUGAAAGGUUCAUGGCAGCUGCUGCUGCUGCCUAUCACAUGUCAGAGUUGGAGAGGUUCGGAGGUGGAAGCGGAGUGUCUCUCACAUUGGGGUUGCAGCACUGCGAGGGUGGUAGCCUACCCAUAUCUGGUGUGGCCCAUCACAGUUUCAUUUCCAUGGGCGGGGACCAAAUUUAUAAUGCUCCACCAUCAUCUGUAGGGACCGAGACGGCUGAUUUCGAGUGCAUGAAUCCUGGUAACCAGCAACACAGGUUCAGUUCUUCCCAUCUAUUACAUGAUUUCGUAGUGUGAGAAUGCUGAUUUUGGAUCCAUACGGUGGUGGUUUUUGAACUGUUAAUGCUUGGCAAGAGGAACAGUAAUUUCCUGGCUAUAGACUGUUCUUCCGAGAGCAUUGGUCAUGCUUGCAACUGGUAAUGGAAACAUUGCAGUCUGAGUAUGGAAAGCAUAUAUAACAUGGUUGUAAUAUAUCACCAAAUUGGCAGAAGAUUAGCAUAUUGUAAAGAUACAUAUUAUUUGUUUGGCACGUGGAAGGAAAAUUGUACAAUCUGUGCCUUCUUCAGUUUGAAGAAGAAAAAGAUGUUAUAAUCCGAAAUAAAAAGAUAAGCAGAUUUUGGGUGAUUGUUAA
Molecule: messenger RNA, 3268 nt
Organism: Juglans regia (Persian walnut)
Lineage: Eukaryota; Viridiplantae; Streptophyta; Magnoliopsida; Fagales; Juglandaceae
Product: BEL1-like homeodomain protein 6
Exons: 5
Coding region: 886-2934 (682 amino acids)
Biological process (GO): regulation of transcription by RNA polymerase II
Molecular function (GO): DNA-binding transcription factor activity, RNA polymerase II-specific; RNA polymerase II cis-regulatory region sequence-specific DNA binding
Source: RefSeq, a predicted model, not a curated record